ACUCAGGCCCAAGCCGUCUGUCCCUGUCCCCCAGGAAACCUUCCGUUAAAACAGUGGGGGCUUCUGAGCUGGUCUCCAGCUUUGGAAGGCUCCGCUCUGGUCAUGACACCACCUCCUCUGGGCUCCCGUUGGCAAGGCCAUGAAUUCCAGGCCCCAUUCCCAAGAGCCUCAAGGAACAAGGAGGCGAAAGGACCAUGGGGCACAGUGUUCCAGACUCCCAUCCUGGGGGAGUGUUCUUGUUUCUCUUCUGCUGUGAUCAAACAGCCAAGAGGAGGAAAGGAUCUAUUCCGCUUGUAACUCCGGGUCCAGCCCAUCACUGAGGGAAGUCAAGGCAGGAUCAGGACAGGAACCUGAGGGCAGGGUUACACGUGGCAUCUCCCCUGACCAAGGGGCUCAAGAGUACAGAGGAGCACGGCAGGAAUGACGGGGAUGCUGCUUCCUGGCUGACUGAUCCACAGGCUCGUGCUCGGCUGGCUUUAUGUCGCCUAGGACCACCAGCCCAGGGAAUGGUGCCUCCCACAACGGGCUGGCCCUCCCAUACCAAUUAACAGUCAAGGCAGUCCUCCACAGACGUGGCCGCAGGAUGGACUCAUUUGAAGACAAGCUGCGGCAGCUGCGGGAGGCCUUCAACUCGGGGCAGACUCGGCCGGCUGAGUUCCGGGCUGCACAGCUGCGGGGCCUGGGCCACUUCCUGCGGGACAACAAACAGCAGCUGCAGGAGGCGCUGGCUCAGGACCUCCACAAGUCAGUCUUUGAGUCGGAGGUGUCUGAGAUUGCCAUCAGCCAGGCUGAGGUGGACCUAGCUCUCAGGAACCUGUGUUCUUGGAUGAAGGACGAGAAAGUGUCCAAGAACCUGGCCACACAGCUGGACUCAGCCUUCAUCCGGAAGGAGCCCUUCGGCCUGGUGCUCAUCAUUGUGCCCUGGAAUUACCCCUUGAACCUGACACUCGUGCCACUGGUGGGGGCUAUUGCUGCAGGCAAUUGUGUGGUACUCAAGCCCUCAGAGACCAGCAAGGCCAUUGAGAAGAUCCUGGCUGAGGUCCUGCCCCGCUAUCUGGACCAGAGCUGCUUUGCUGUGGUGCUGGGUGGGCCCCAGGAAAGCGCCAAGCUGCUGGAACACAGGUUUGACUACAUCUUCUUCACAGGGAACCCUCAGGUAGGCAAGAUCGUCAUGGCCGCCGCAGCCAAACACCUGACUCCCGUCACCCUGGAGCUGGGGGGUAAGAACCCCUGCUACGUGGAUGACAGCUGCGACCCCCAGAUCGUGGCCAACCGUGUGGCCUGGUUCCGCUACUUCAAUGCUGGCCAGACCUGUGUGGCCCCCGACUACAUCCUGUGCAGCCAGGAGAUGCAGGAGAGGCUGCUGCCUGCCCUGAAGAAUGCCAUCACGCGUUUCUACGGAGACAACCCGCAGACCUCCCCCAACCUGGGCAGAAUCAUCAACCAGAAACACUUCAAGCGUCUCCAGGGACUGCUGGGCUGUGGCCGCGUGGCCAUCGGUGGCCAGAGCGAUGAGAGCGAUCUGUACAUUGCCCCCACAGUGUUAGUGGAUGUGCAGGAGACAGAGCCUGUGAUGCAGGAGGAGAUCUUCGGGCCCAUCCUGCCCCUGGUGACUGUGAGGAGCCUGGAUGAGGCCGUUGAGUUCAUCAACCGGCGGGAGAAGCCUCUUGCACUGUAUGCCUUCUCUAAAAGAAGCCAGGUGGUCAAACAGGUGCUGGCCCGGACCAGCAGCGGUGGCUUCUGCGGGAACGAUGGCUUCAUGCACAUGACGCUGUCCAGCCUUCCUUUCGGAGGAGUGGGCUCCAGCGGCAUGGGUAGAUACCACGGCAAGUUCUCCUUUGACACCUUCUCCAACCAGCGCGCCUGUCUGCUGCGCAGCCCAGGGAUGGAGAAAAUCAAUGACUUCCGCUACCCACCCUACUCCAGGCGCAACCUCAGGGUGCUGCUGGUGGCCAUGGAGGAAAGAAGCUGCAGCUGUACACUACUCUGAGCGGGGCUGCCGGCCACAGGAGCCCUCCCUGGAACACAGCUGCUAGGGAAGAAGCCUGCCAGGGCCCAGGCCACAGAGCAGUUUGCUUAGCCCUUGUCUGUGAAGCUCCCUUCCUUCUGGGGCUUCCCUUUUUGGACCUUUGACUGUUCUGAAUGGGACAGGCUGAGGGCAGGAAUGUGGGAAGGGGUGCAGUGACCUGUCCGUCCCUUCCAGUGCUAGCCUUGGAAUCUGGGAGAAAAUGUCACAUCCGAAGUACCCACCUUCUUGCAGCUAGUGCCUCGGGGAAGCAGUGAUGGUUGGUACAGGCCACAUUCCCUGACCCCCAUGUCUGAGUCCUCUGAGCUUCGGUUUUCUAUCUGCACAGUGGAGAUAAAUUAACAGCCUGUGGUCGCAGGGAGUAUUAAACUCUGAGGGCUGACCCCAAA
Molecule: messenger RNA, 2415 nt
Organism: Meriones unguiculatus (Mongolian gerbil)
Lineage: Eukaryota; Metazoa; Chordata; Mammalia; Rodentia; Muridae
Gene: Aldh3b1
Product: aldehyde dehydrogenase 3 family member B1
Exons: 10
Coding region: 479-1990 (503 amino acids)
Biological process (GO): aldehyde metabolic process
Cellular component (GO): cytoplasm
Molecular function (GO): aldehyde dehydrogenase (NAD+) activity
Source: RefSeq, a predicted model, not a curated record